Chaetura pelagica (chimney swift) is the source of this 1806-nucleotide messenger RNA. RefSeq names its product syntaxin binding protein 1 (gene STXBP1). The record is from RefSeq and is a predicted model, not a curated record. NCBI's taxonomy places the organism in Eukaryota, Metazoa, Chordata, Aves, Apodiformes, Apodidae. Gene Ontology annotation, biological process: intracellular protein transport; vesicle-mediated transport; neurotransmitter secretion. Gene Ontology annotation, molecular function: syntaxin binding. Gene Ontology annotation, cellular component: secretory granule; plasma membrane. Bases 1 to 1770 code for a protein of 589 amino acids. The transcript has 18 exons.
AUGCACGAUGUGAUCCGGAAGGUGAAGAAGAAGGGUGAGUGGAAGGUGCUGGUGGUGGACCAGCUCAGCAUGCGCAUGCUCUCCUCCUGCUGCAAGAUGACCGACAUCAUGACGGAGGGCAUCACAAUUGUGGAGGACAUCAACAAGCGCCGGGAGCCCCUGCCCAGCCUGGAGGCCGUUUAUCUCAUCACCCCCUCCGAGAAGUCCAUCCACUCCCUCAUCAAUGACUUCAAGGAUCCCCCCACCUCCAAGUACCGAGCUGCCCACGUCUUCUUCACUGACUCCUGCCCUGACGCCCUCUUCAAUGAGCUGGUGAAAUCCCGUGCUGCCAAGGUCAUCAAAACCCUGACAGAGAUCAACAUUGCCUUCCUCCCCUCCGAGUCCCAGGUUUACUCCCUGGAUUCAGCCGACUCCUUCCAAAGCUUUUACAGCCCCCACAAGGCCCAGAUGAAGAACCCGAUCCUGGAGCGCCUGGCGGAGCAGAUUGCCACGCUGUGUGCCACCCUGAAGGAGUACCCAGCCGUGCGGUACCGCGGGGAUUACAAGGACAAUGCCAUGUUGGCACAGCUCAUCCAGGACAAGCUGGAUGCCUACAAGGCUGACGACCCCACCAUGGGUGAGGGUCCGGACAAGGCUCGUUCCCAGCUCCUGAUCCUGGACAGGGGCUUCGACCCUGCCUCCCCAGUGCUGCACGAGCUGACCUUCCAGGCCAUGAGCUACGACCUGCUGCCCAUCGAGAAUGAUGUCUACAAGUACGAGACGAGCGGCAUCGGGGAAGCCCGGAUUAAGGAGGUUCUCCUGGAUGAGGACGACGACCUGUGGGUCACCUUGCGCCACAAACACAUCGCCGAGGUGUCCCAGGAGGUGACCCGGUCCCUGAAGGAGUUUUCUUCAAGCAAGAGGAUGAACACGGGUGAUAAGACCACCAUGAGGGACCUGUCCCAGAUGCUGAAGAAGAUGCCUCAGUACCAGAAGGAGCUCAGCAAGUACUCCACCCACCUGCACCUGGCUGAGGACUGCAUGAAGCACUACCAGGGCACGGUGGACAAGCUCUGCAGAGUUGAACAGGACUUGGCCAUGGGCACUGAUGCUGAAGGUGAGAAGAUCAAGGACCCCAUGAGGGCCAUCGUCCCCAUCCUGCUGGAUGGGAACGUCAGUACCUAUGACAAGAUCCGCAUCAUCUUGCUCUACAUCUUCCUGAAGAACGGGAUCACUGAGGAGAACCUGAACAAGCUGAUCCAGCACGCCCAGAUCCCAGCCGAGGACAGCGAGAUCAUCACCAACAUGGCCCACCUUGGGGUGCCCAUCAUCACAGACUCCACCCUGCGGCGCCGGAGCAAGCCGGAGCGGAAGGAGCGGAUCAGUGAGCAGACCUACCAGCUCUCCCGGUGGACACCCGUGAUUAAGGACAUCAUGGAGGAUGCCAUCGAUGACAAGCUGGACACCAAGCACUACCCGUACAUCUCCACCCGCUCCUCCGCCUCCUUCAGCACCACUGCCGUCAGUGCCCGCUACGGCCACUGGCACAAGAACAAGGCCCCCGGUGAGUACCGAAGCGGCCCCCGCCUCAUCAUCUUCAUCCUGGGAGGGGUCAGCAUGAACGAGAUGCGCUGCGCCUACGAGGUGACACAAGCCAGUGGCAAGUGGGAAGUGCUAAUAGGUUCUACUCACAUUCUCACUCCCACCAAAUUUCUCAUGGACCUGAGGCACCCCGACUUCAGGGACUCCACUAGGGUAUCAUUUGAGGAUCAGGCUCCAGCAAUGGAGUGAGCCAGAGACACCAAGUAAAGGCAGCUCACUAACGAA